Molecule: messenger RNA, 1704 nt
Organism: Aspergillus thermomutatus
Lineage: Eukaryota; Fungi; Ascomycota; Eurotiomycetes; Eurotiales; Aspergillaceae
Product: fungal specific transcription factor domain-containing protein
Exons: 4
Coding region: 1-1704 (567 amino acids)
Biological process (GO): positive regulation of transcription by RNA polymerase II
Cellular component (GO): nucleus
Molecular function (GO): transcription cis-regulatory region binding; DNA-binding transcription factor activity
Source: RefSeq, a predicted model, not a curated record
AUGCAGCUACAGUGGGGAGGACGGACUUUUUCGCGGUCGAGGUUAGGGGCCUGUUUGGGCAAGGGAGGGUUGCAGAAGCUUGAAUACUCCCCCGGCGAAUUUAUCUACACAACCCAAUCCCCCACCGCUGUGUCGAGUACAGCUCUUCCUCGACCCGUUGACCCUUUUGUCUCUCUGUCACCUGAUCAAAAGUCGUUGCUUCACCAUUUCAUCCAGGAUGCGUCGCAAAUCACGGCAUGUCACUCCGGCAUGCAGAAGGAUAUCUGCAAGAUGCUUGUCCCGAUGGCCCUCCAGACCCCAUCAUUAUUAUACGCAACAAUGGCGCUGUCAGCAAUCCACCUACAAGCUCUAAACAAUCAAUCGGAGAACGUCAAGUCCGCCCCGGAUAUUGCCCGGUCAAUGGCGCUCAGCCUCGAGCACUUCCGGAAGGAACUACAGAACCCAGGCACCAAGGGGUCGGAUGCGCUCCUCGCAACGGCGCGCACGCUCUGUUUAGCGGAAAUCCAUUCCGGGGCCAUCCACCCGAACUCGUGGCGAGCCCAUGUCGAGGGCGCAAAGGCCCUUAUGCUUGCGACGAAUCACAAGGGGAGCGAAUCACCGGGUUCGUCGCAGGGUUUCCGUCGAUACUUGGACCGGUGGUACCAGUCGAUUGUCUCCCUAACAGCACUGACGGGGAACGGGCCGCCCAUCGAAGAGGUCACGGAACAGCCAGGCCCCGAGAUCAUCCGCCAGCAAGACGCACCGGACUAUCUCGACGACUACUGGGGCUUCACCGUAAACCUGUCGGCCAUCUUCCGCGCAAUCGGGGCGGCAGCCUGGCGGAAUCAUCCCAACACACAAAGAGCAGGCUUGAUGUCGGACGACGCUGACGCGGCCCGCGCACAGGAGGCGGCCGUCCUCGAGUCCUCCGUGCGAACGCUCAUGGCCCGGAACGCGAGUUCGCAGCCUACGUUCUACCCAGGCAUCGCGGAGGGCCUCUCGUCCAAAUGCGUGCGGGAAUUCAUGCUCUGCAACGAGGCGUUCCAGCACAGCGCGCUCAUCCAGAUCCACCGACGGCUCCGUAGAACGCCUGCCUCCUCGCCCCUCGUACAGCUCUCCGUCAAGCGGAUUCUGGAGUGCACGGCGCAGAUUGGGCCGUCUGCGGGGCUGAGUCCGUGGACGAUGCUCACAACGCCGUUGUUCAUUGCGGGCUGUGAGGCACAGGGCGAGGACCGCGAGAAGGUCCGGCAGUUGCUUUCAUUGCUGCAUGAUACCAUCCGUGUGCCGAACGUGCUUCAGUCGUUGAAAUUCCUGGAACAGUACUGGGCUAACCAGUUGGAUGAGCAUGAGGGCUGGAGUCAAUAUCUAGGACUGGCAACGGACGAGGAUAAGAUCAAGGAAAUCAAACAGCUGGACUACCCGCGCCCUGUGUUCCGUUGGGAUCCUCCCAAGCCCCUCGAAUGGCUGAAGACAGCCUCGAAGUGGCUCUGGGAUGGGGCGCUGGCAAUCCUCCAAUGGCCGGGAUGCACCUGCAGUAGCACGCCCAGACACUGCCUGAACUGGAGACCGGCCUUGGUCCCCUUGGAUACUACCGCAAAUACUGCCUUGGCUACUCCUACAAGCGGAAUCCCUCGAGGCAUUGAAAUUUGCGCCCCUGAAAGGCGCUCCUUUCAAAGGGCCCCAAGCGACGUGAGUACGCUGAUACGGACUGCGUACCAGCUGUGA